GCCUGAUCGCCGCCCGCUUCGUUUUCAAACAAGUACGGAGUAGUAAGCAAACCAAUUCUAAACAUCCAUCAUGUCACAAUCACGCGCCGACACUCUCCAGGCCCAUUUCAGCUCUGCCGAUGGCGCCCCUCGCCCCAUCCUCACAUCGCUCAACGGCGACCACUCAUGGCUGAUAUCAUUUCCUCGCCCGGCGGCCGAACGGGCCCGCACUGGCAGCAAGGCCUACUUCCAUGUCGUGUCCGAGCCCUGGUUGACCGGACGUGCAAGUGUCGGUAACCCCUGGAUCAUGGAGAUACGCACCGAGACGCCAGCCGCCAUCCCCUCUGGUACCGCCGUCGAAGCCGUCAUAGGCGAGAUCGAAAAGGCAGCCGCCUCGGCAAACCUCAUCACCCCUAAUACUGCUCCUACUCACGAGGCCGCCACCGACGAAGCGUCGUCGCCCAUCGACGCAAUCUUCCUCAACUUCCACUACCCAGACCACCUCGACGAGGCGACGCUGCGCACCUUUGACGGCGCAAUUCCCGUUUUCGCCACGCCCGAGGCCGCUGCCAUCGCCCGACGCUGGGGCCACUUCUCCCGCAUCACCGAAACGCGCGACCUCGACUCGGCCGCCCCGACAGACAGCUGGCCGUCGCUCCAUCCGGGCGGCAGUCUCCCCGAGUGGCUGAGCGUGUUCCGCGUGCCGGGCCACCGCGAACUCAACUUUGCCACGGCCGUCGUUUACUCCCACCAGGAUAAUGGGGACAAGACGAGAAAUAAAAUGCAGCACGAGUUGCUACUCUACUCGCCGCACGGCAUCAAGGCGGACCAGCCGACACUGCGGGCGUUGCUGGCGAAUGUAGUCACGGACUCUUCUUCCUCUCCAGACGACGACUCGGAUGCAAGCAUGAUGAGCGUGCUGGCGAUCUUGCACGGGCUCAAGGAGAGCUUCUCGUUUGGCCGCGCGACGGUGCUGGGCGUGGCCGGCGGGCUGGCGCUCGAGCGCGUGGCCGGGCCGCGGUACUGGGUCAAGUCGCAUGAUGCGCGGCUUGGGUACACGGGCGUGCUGCCGUUCCUGGCGCGGACCAACGAUGUCAGAAGGACGAUGCAGUCUGGGUUGGAAGAGGAGGAGGAUAAACUAAAGCUUGAAGGGGAGGGGGAUGUCAAUGGUGGUGGUGGUGGUGGAGAGGGGAGGAGGGAGCCGAAUUUUGUCGAGGUGGAGAACGGGUCGUGUUUUGUUUUACUGUAGAAGGAGGGUUGUUUAACAGCCUAGAGGUAAGUGAUCUCGUGUUCGAGUUGCGUGGUAUGUGAGCUCAAGACGCGCUGUGUUGAUGAGAUGAUGCUUUCCUGUCAGUAAGUGGAAACCAGAUAAUUGCCUUGCCUUGUAUAAGCUUUGGAUACCUCUCAAGCACCAGAUCGUAGCUGUGUAAUGAGGGCGUUUGAUACAUCAUAAUAGGAGUCGGACUUGAAAAGCCCGAGAAUCCGG
Molecule: messenger RNA, 1465 nt
Organism: Parathielavia appendiculata
Lineage: Eukaryota; Fungi; Ascomycota; Sordariomycetes; Sordariales; Chaetomiaceae
Exons: 1
Source: RefSeq, a predicted model, not a curated record